UUCAAUUUUAGAUCUAUACAAACGAUAGUAGACUUUGACUUAUGGUGUUUUCUUUUACUUACCGUCUUUAGUGUAGUAAUUACUUUAGUAAAACUCUUUGAGUCUGCGUUGUUAUAGACGCCAAGUUACAUGUUUAUAGACCCAUACUGCCAUAUUAGUCCUAGAGUGUAGAUUCUAAAUCUAUUAGACUCUAUCUGGACUUAACUUUAAAUUAUUUCUCUAGAUCUUAUAUAGAACAAGAUUUUGAAUAUUGUUUUAUUUUCUAAUUCAAAGUAAAAAGGGCAUUUUUGAAUGAUGCAGGAAGUCAAUGUCAAAGUUGCAGUCCGGGUCAGACCUUUAUUAGGAAAAGAAAAACUAAAUGGUGAACAAGUAUGCAUUCGGAUGGGAGGGAGUCCCAAUCAAGUCAUUGUUGGCACUGACAAGGCUUUUACUUUUGAUCAUGUCCUCUUUAAUACAUCACAACAGGAUGUGUAUACGUUAUGUGUUGAGCCAUUAGUACACAGUAUAUUUGAUGGAUACAAUGCAACUGUAUUUGCAUAUGGACAGACAGGAUCUGGCAAAACCUACACAAUAGGUGGAGGAGACAUCACUCCAUUAACAGAAGAUGAAUAUGGAAUCAUUCCACGUGCAUUGACUCAUAUGUUUAAAAUCAUGGAGAUGACUGAGAAUAAGACAUUUACUGUACAUGUCUCCUACAUUGAGAUCUACAUGGAAGAAUUAAGAGACUUAUUAAGUCUAGAGACCUCUCCUAAAGACCUUCAUGUUCGAGAAGACAGUAAAGGAAAUACAGUUAUUGUUGGAGCCAGAGAGGUUGAAUGUGAGAGUCUGGAUGAAGUCAUGUCACUACUGGAGUCAGGAUCUGCUGCUCGCCAUACAGGAUUUACACAAAUGAAUGAACAGUCCAGCAGAUCUCAUUCUAUUUUUACAGUAGUUAUUGGUCAAAACUGGUCUGAGCCAGAGUGUAUAAAAGAGAAAAGUAAAAAACAAUUGACAUCAAGCAAUGUGGACGGCUUAGAAAAUGAAGACAUUAGCCAUUACAUGAGUGGUAAGUUUUGUUUUGUUGAUCUGGCUGGUUCAGAGAGAGCUCAUAAAACUGGAAACAUAGGGGACAGGUUUAAAGAAUCUAUCUACAUCAACUCAGGUUUACUGUCACUUGGAAAUGUUAUCAGUGCUCUUGGUGAUGUGAAAAAAAAGCCAACACAUAUUCCUUACAGAGAUUCUAAAAUUACCAGACUUUUAAAGGACUCAUUAGGUGGCAAUGCCAAAACUUUGAUGAUUUGUUGUGUAAGUCCAUCGUCUUCAAGCUUUGAUGAAUCUCUCAACUCUCUGAAAUAUGCAAACAGGGCCAGAAACAUCAGAAAUAAACCAAUUAUCAACAGAGACAUUCAGUCAAUAAGAUUUGAAGAAAUGCAGUCUGAAAUCAAAGCAUUACGAGAAGAACUGGCCAGACAAAGGACAACUAUGAGUAUGUACCCAGAUCAGGAAAAUCAGGUCCAGUUUGUCAACAAUAAGGACUUAGAAGAGAAAAUUUCAAAAUUACAAGUAGAAUGUGCCAAUUACAGAAUGAUAGCUGAAGAGGCCUACAAGCAUAUACUGGACAUUCAAGAAAGAGAUAUUGUUUCGAAGAGUCAGAAUCUCAGGCUUAAAGAUUGGAUGGACUUACUGGAGGAGAUUAAGAACAGUGUACCAGAUAGACUGUGUCAUGAAGAGCUACAGACUGAGACUAUACAAAACCUUCAACAUGAAUUAGAAAAGUGUCGUUUCCAUCUUAGAAGUGAUGAAACAAUAUUUGCAGAGAAAACAAGAGAGGUCAAUCAUUUGAAUGAUACUCUGAAAGAAGUGGAAAAGUCCAACAAGCUUCUAGAGAGUCAUUUAGCAGAGAUGACAUCGGCAUGUCAGCGUCAGGCUGAACAGCUGAUCUCUCAACAAAUCAGAAUAGAUGAGCUAGAGACAGCCUUAAAGAUGCUGAAUCAAUCAUCUGUCAGUACAGAGGAAACAUCUUCAUUGCCGUCUCUGCCGGUUUUUUCUGGGAAGAGACCAAAGUCAGUCCCAGCUAAAAUGCAUUAUAGCAAAGAGGAUAGCAACCUUCUUCGUCCACCAUCUCGUUUAAUUAAAACAAGUCCAGCCCUGUUUACAUUGGAGAGAGUUAUGCAGAGUUUCCGAGCCAGAAGUCAGCUUUUAAUAAGCCGCCUGGAGGACUCGGAUGAGGUUCUACAUCAGACAUUUACAGAUUCAGAAGAAGAAGAAAAUAAUGAAAUCAUAAAGAAAAAUGAAAAGAUUCAAAGAAAAAAUACUUUUAAUGUGAAACAAAGAGAAGAUAAAUCAAGUAACAAAGCACAGAACAAUGAAGACAGUGCCUCAAGUACAGACUUCACUAACACAAUAGCGUCAAGGGAAUUAAUAAGGUCCAGCACUCGAUUGAUAGAAAAAUCUGCUGAAUGGGCCAGAGAAAAUCAAGAGAGUAGUCGACUGAUCAACAUUGAUGUCCAGUCUAGUGCAGAGAUACACAGGAAACUCAUCAAACAGUCACAGCUGAAAGCUCUUGAGGCACACCAGAAGAUCAGAGAUCUUUCUAUUAAUAUAAGAAUGAAAGAACAACUAAUCAGGGAACUAGUCAAGUCGGAGAAAGAUGCAGAGCUCAUGAAUAAACAAUAUGCAGAAAAAAUAAAAGGACUUGAAAAGGAAAAAAUGGCAGCAAAGAGAGAAUUAGCAGAAGUUCAGACUGCACUACAGAUGUUAGAAACAAAAGACAAAGCAGAAGUUUCCAACAUUCAGAAAUUAGAAAUUGACUACAAGAAAAAAAUUGAAGAAGCCAAAGCUAAAGUUGCAGCUCUUCAGAAAAAACAAAAAGAAACAGAAAAAGUUGCAAACUUUGCCCAUCAGCAUGAGAAAAAGAUCCAAGAUUUGGAGCUAGCCAUUGACAGAAUGAAACAGCAACAGGAACAGUUAAAUAAAAAAUUAAAAGAAGAAAUGGAACAAAAAGUGAAACUUGAGAAAGAAAUGCAGCGAGAGGUUCAAAGAGUCAAAGAUUUGGAGAUAAGAGACGAACAAACACAGAAAGUGUUGAAAAGAAAAACUGAAGAGUUGGCAUCAGCUAAAAGAAGGUUACGAUCAGCUUCAGGUGUACUACCACCAAUUACAAGUGAGGAGCAGGAGAAACUUGAAGAACAGCGUAAAUGGCUGGAUGCAGAGGUGGAGAAAGUCUUGGAGCAGCGCAGACAAAAUGAAACACUUGAGCAAGAACUUAAACAAAGAGAAACAAUACUUGCCAAAAAAGAAGCCAUCAUUGCUGAGAAAAGUGAACUGGAAAUGAAAAAAUUGAGAUCUAGUCAAGCUUUGAACAAGAGCCUCGUGUUACUGUCCUCUAAACUGGACAGUGUGGAAAGAAAAUUGGAAGAAAAAAAGAAAGAAUUGCCAGAAGUGACAGAAGACAGAAGGUCUCAUGUGAUAGAAGAAAUUCAAAAGUUGCAAAAAACUAAAGACAAAAUCAACAAAGAGCGCUCACACUUAGACAAAAAAUUAAAAGAAGGAAAAAUUUUAUCUGUCGAGGAAGAAAGAAAGCUUAUAGAAAUGGAUGAAGCCAUUGAAGCUUUAGAUGCAGCCAUUGUCUAUAAAAAUGAAAAUAUUUAUCUCAGACAAAUGGAAGUCAGACAAUCUUCUGAUUCACUCAUUCAGAAUGAAGAACAUUUACUGCAGAAACUAAACUCACUGACUAAUGUUGAAAUCAGAGCUCUUCUGUCUCGUUACUUUGAUAAAGUUGUCAGUCUAAGAGAUGAAGAAAGAAAGCUUCAUUUAAGGUGUAGUGAAAUGGAGAUGAAGACAGAUGAACAGGAUAGACUUAUAAUGGAAUUGAAAGGAGCCUUGCAGAGAUCAGCAAUGGAACUGGACAGGAAGUUGACACAGCAGCAACGAGACUAUGAGCAGAAGAUUCAGUUAUUGAUGCAUCAGUUGACAGAAAGAGUUGGAGACACAAACAUAGACAGUCUGGCUAACAAAGACAAUAGGAUUCAAAACUUGGAGAAAGAUUUGUAUUAUUACAAGAAGACAGCCCGUGAUAUGAGGACAAAAAUUAAGCAAUUACUUUACAGUGGAGUGAUCUCACCUUCUGAUGCAGAAGGUCUAGUGGGCAGCUCAACACAAAGUCUUGAUGCUGAAGUAGCAACACCAAGAAGUCAUGUUCAAAAGAGUGUCACAGAUCCUGCAACACCAAGAUAUAGUAAUCAAAGUCAAAUGAACAAUACGUCCAGAAAAGCUCUUAACAGUUCCUCUGAGACAAGGAGCAUAACUACACCUGUCAAAAUAUCCAGGCGAGACUUACGACCCAUGUCUGAGGAAGAAGUUUACUUAAGGCGGUCAGGUUUAUCAUCAAGAGGUCACUCCCGUACCCCACAAGAUUCCUUAGAAGAGCCAAGUCCCAAAUUCUAAUGCUGUACAAGAUCUAGUAGUCUGUGAUUUAGUUUAUGUCCAUAGACUGUGAUUUUAUUUGUUUGUAUACACCCAAAUCUCCACCAUUCCUCAAGUAUUUUUUUUUUCUAAAUAAAACUUUUUUUUUCUUUUUGACAACAUGUACUUUUUGUUUUUGGCAUUUACAGCAAAAUGGAAGUCUCAUUAAAAUAAUGUCCAUUUA
This is a messenger RNA of Biomphalaria glabrata, 4627 nucleotides long. RefSeq names its product kinesin-like protein KIF27. NCBI's taxonomy places the organism in Eukaryota, Metazoa, Mollusca, Gastropoda, Planorbidae. The record is from RefSeq and is a predicted model, not a curated record. The coding region runs from base 292 to 4425 and encodes 1377 amino acids. Gene Ontology annotation, biological process: mitotic spindle organization; microtubule-based movement. The transcript is spliced from 36 exons. Gene Ontology annotation, molecular function: microtubule motor activity; microtubule binding; ATP binding.